This is a messenger RNA of Planococcus citri (citrus mealybug), 1639 nucleotides long. Its product is annotated as etoposide-induced protein 2.4 homolog. The transcript is spliced from 7 exons. Bases 193 to 1164 code for a protein of 323 amino acids. Gene Ontology annotation, cellular component: endoplasmic reticulum. The record is from RefSeq and is a predicted model, not a curated record. Lineage: Eukaryota; Metazoa; Arthropoda; Insecta; Hemiptera; Pseudococcidae. Gene Ontology annotation, biological process: macroautophagy.
AAAUUUUGUGUUUUUGAAAAACAGAUUAAAAUAUUUUUAACGAAUUCAACUAUUUUGUACUUUUGUACUAUUUAUUAUUCUGUAAAUAUCACGAAUGUGAGCAUUAAACCAUAAGCGUUAUAAUUUAGUAUAAUACUUGUUCAUUGCUCUCUCAAUUAACAUUCACCAAUAGGUUGUAUUAUGUGCAUUUAAAUGGAAGUUAACAAAAUUUAUGCAAUAAUCAGAGCCUUUUUAAAAGGCGCCGUCGAUAGUGUCAAAGGAACGGUAUCUCUUUUCUAUUUAGAUGGAAAAAUAAGCGAGAAAGUAGCAGCGUCUGAGCGAAUCAAACGAACAGAUUCUGCACGAAAAAAGAAAUCUCUACCUUCGUCUAAUGUCAAAAACCCGAAAAUAUUGAAGAGAAUCAUACAGUGUUGUGGUCUAAAUGGCGGAGUGUUUUGGUUAAGUUUAAUUCUAUUCGAAUACGUGCUAUUACCAUGUCUAAACUAUUUAUUAGUUUCAUUGCUGGGUCAAUCUACAGUAGCCAGUACUGUGUGGUCUUGGACGACACCUGUGCUGUAUUGGAUAUUUAGCACGUUAUGGGUUAUGCCUUUAUUUCUACUGAGUAAAAUCGUCAACACGUUAUGGUUUCAGGACAUAGCUGAUUCGGCGUUUUGGUGUACUCAAGGACGGUCACAUUAUUUUUCUAGUUGCAGUAAAUUUAUCGCCGAUUCGUUGUUCAGUUUGGUGAUUCAAACUUUAUUUUUGUUACAAGCUAUGUUCGUGAGUUUAUUUCCAAUCGCUCAUCUCGGAGAAAUACUCAGUAUUGUGCACAUGUGUAUGCUAUAUUCGUUAUACGCUUUCGAAUAUAAAUGGUGUAAAUUAGGAUGGGAACUACACCAACGAUUGCUCUUCAUCGAAGCAAACUGGCCAUAUUUUGUCGGUUUUGGGUUACCAUUAUCUGUGCUUACAGCUCUUCCUCAAUCAUACAUCGUUAGCGCUUGUGUAUUUUCGAUACUGUUCCCAUUAUUUAUAAUAAGCGCAAAUGAAGCUAAACCGGUGACUAAAGUUUGUGAUGUUCAGUUGCAAUUAUUCUCUUUUGUGAUAACCUUAUCGAAUGGUAUUUUCAAUAAAACAGUCAAGAAGUCGACGACGCUCGCUGGUACACCUCUGAAAAAAAUCAAAUAAGCUUCGAUUAAAACGCAGUCUGAUUCAUACUUUCAUUUUGAUAUUUUUAAGCGGUGUUUUUGUGUUCCGUAAUGCUUUUAUUUAAAAAAAAAAUCAUAAUUUAACGAAUAACAUUUUACGUUUUUUGCGCAAAACGUAAUUUUUAUGGGUAUUUUUCAUAUUUAUAAUUGUAUUUAACUCGAACGCCAGCAGCUAUUUUAUACUGAAUUAAUUGUUGAAUAUUGCUCAUAAGGUACUUAAUAAAUUUUACGAGUUUUGUUAUCAAAUUUGCAUCAUGUUUUUUGAGUUUGAAGAUGUCGUGUUGUGAUAAUUGAACAUGUAAAACAUGAUAACUUACAUGAGAUGAGAUAUUACACAGCAUGUCAACAAUUCUAAAUUUAAUUCUUCACAACUUUGGUUAUUUUGAAUUCCUCUUCAAGAAGUUCGGUUUUCCUAUUAUAUAUAAAAAAAAAAAAAAAAAAAAAAAAAAAAAAUA